UUGAAGACUGCUCAACUUCUGUUCUCCUACCACCUACAACCUUUACCACUGCAAACAAGAUGAGGAAGGCAUACUCAGUCUCAAGCUCUGGUGGCAGCACCAGGAGGUCAUUUGCUCCAACUAACAGCUACUCUGUAAAGAGAAGCAGUUAUGGUGUUGGUUCUGGAGCUGGUUCUGGAGCUGGAGCUGGUGGUCUUGGUUUUGGUUAUGGUAUGUCUUCAAUGAGUGGUUCUGGUAUGUCUUCUAUGGGUGGUUCUGGUAGUUAUGGCUUUACUUCUAGCCAACCAGCAGGCUGCUACAUCCCUCCACCGAUCACAGCUGUUACAACCAACCAGAGCCUGCUGGCCCCUCUGAACCUGGCAAUUGACCCAUCCAUCCAGGUUGUCCGCACCCAGGAGAAGGAGCAGAUCAAGACCCUCAACAACCGCUUCGCCUCCUUCAUCGACAAAGUCCGUUUCCUGGAGCAGCAGAACAAGAUGCUGGAGACCAAAUGGAGUCUCCUGCAGGACCAGACCACCACCCGCUCCAACAUCGAUGGCAUGUUCGAGGCCUACAUUGCCAACCUGCGCAGACAGCUCGACGGGCUGGGCAAUGAGAAGGUCAAGCUGGAGGGAGAGCUGAGGAACAUGCAGGGCCUGGUUGAGGACUUCAAGAAUAAGUAUGAAGAUGAAAUCAACAAACGUGCAGCUGCAGAGAACGAGUUUGUGAUCCUGAAGAAGGAUGUUGAUGCUGCCUACAUGAACAAGGUGGAGCUGGAAGCCAGGGCUGAUGCUCUUCAGGAUGAGGUUAACUUCCUCAGGGCCAUCUAUGAGGCUGAGCUUCGUGAGCUGCAGGGCCAGAUCAAGGACACCUCCGUCAUCGUGGAGAUGGACAACAGCCGUACCCUGGAUAUGGAUUCUAUUGUUGCUGAAGUGCGUGCUCAGUAUGAGGACAUUGCCAACCGCAGCAAGAAUGAAGCAGAGACCUGGUACAAACAGAAGUAUGAGGAGAUGCAGUCCUCUGCUGGACAGUAUGGUGACGACCUUCGCGCAACCAAGACUGAGAUUUCUGAGCUGAACCGCAUGAUCGCCCGUCUUCAAAAUGAGAUUGAGGCUGUCAAGGGACAGAGGGCCGGCCUUGAGGCUCAGAUCGCAGAGGCUGAGGAGCGUGGUGAGCUGGCAGUGAAGGAUGCCAAGCUCCGCAUCAGGGACCUGGAGGAUGCUCUGCAGAGAGCCAAGCAGGACAUGGCCCGCCAGGUGCGCGAAUACCAGGAGCUGAUGAACGUCAAGCUGGCCCUGGACAUCGAAAUCGCCACCUACAGGAAACUGCUGGAAGGAGAGGAGAGCAGACUGAACAGCGGAGGCGCAAGCGCAACCAUCCACGUGCAGCAGACUUCUGGUGGAUUCUCCAGCGGCAGCUCCAGCGGUGGAUUCGGCUACGGUGGCAGCAGCAUGUCUGGUGGUUAUGGUGGUGUGUCUGGUGGUUAUGGCGGUAUGUCUGGUGGUGGUAUUACCAAGUCCUCAGUCACAUCAACCAGCAGCUCCAGGAGAAUGUAUUAAAAAGGAGAGCCGUCCCUCAUCCCCUUCAGAGAGUCUUGAAAUUUGUUCUCAAUCAAUACAGAUUGAUUUUGUAAAAGCCUUCAUAGCAACAUGGCUGAUGAAUGUUGUAUUAAAUGACAUCAAAUGAAUCUGAAUAAAAUAAAUCGGAGAACUAAAAUGA
Messenger RNA from Sebastes umbrosus (honeycomb rockfish), 1698 nucleotides. Its product is annotated as keratin, type II cytoskeletal 8-like. Gene Ontology annotation, biological process: keratinization; intermediate filament organization. Bases 60 to 1538 code for a protein of 492 amino acids. The record is from RefSeq and is a predicted model, not a curated record. Gene Ontology annotation, molecular function: structural constituent of skin epidermis. Gene Ontology annotation, cellular component: keratin filament. The transcript has 9 exons. Lineage: Eukaryota; Metazoa; Chordata; Actinopteri; Perciformes; Sebastidae.